Molecule: messenger RNA, 1975 nt
Organism: Ornithodoros turicata
Lineage: Eukaryota; Metazoa; Arthropoda; Arachnida; Ixodida; Argasidae
Product: paired box protein Pax-5-like
Exons: 8
Coding region: 377-1324 (315 amino acids)
Biological process (GO): anatomical structure development; regulation of transcription by RNA polymerase II
Molecular function (GO): RNA polymerase II cis-regulatory region sequence-specific DNA binding; DNA-binding transcription factor activity, RNA polymerase II-specific
Source: RefSeq, a predicted model, not a curated record
UUCCAAGGUUUCACGUGGUCUGUUACGUCAGCAACUGGAGCGCCACCUCUUCUAUCAAAUACGCCGAUCACAGAAUCUGUCGUCAGUGGGUCGGGCAGCACCGCCAGCAUGCGGCCACCUAAUCUUCCGCUGCUAUUCCUUAUCCAGGUCGUAACGUUUCCUACAAGAGUCACUGCCUCUACAUCAAAUACCCUCGACCUCGUAUUAUCAUCUGCGCCUGACACCAUUGAAUCUAUCUCAACAGUGGGCGAGCUUAGUGAUCACAAAGUCCUGCAUUUCUUCUGCCGCAUAAACGCUUCUCGCCAGCGUAUUGCAAGAAAGCGCUCUACACUCAGUCGAAGAAAACUGGACGCUAUUUAAAGGUUUCAAGAUAUCCAUGCCUCACACUGGUCAAGCAGGCAUCAAUCAGCUUGGCGGAGUGUUCGUCAACGGACGGCCACUGCCGGAUUACGUGCGACGACGCAUCGUCGAGUUGGCCUUGAUGGGUGUACGGCCUUGUGAUAUAUCGCGUCAGUUACUCGUCUCGCAUGGAUGUGUUUCUAAGAUCCUUACGAGAUUCUACGAGACCGGCUCAAUCAAGCCAGGCUCCAUUGGAGGUUCCAAGCCUAAGGUUUCAAAUCCGCAGAUGAUGCGCCGCGUUUUACGCUACAAAACUGACGGUUGGGAUGUACGUCAACUUUUGCACCAGCAACAGCAUGCUAGUAUGGUGGAGCGAUGUCCAACUGAACCGAUCACAAGUAACGGAACCUUCGCAGAGGAUCCAGCGAGCCUUCCAAUCAACCCUUAUUACCCAUACCUACACCAUAUGACUUCGUUCAGCGCUCAUCCAAGCACUUCGUCAACAACAGCGGUCCGUAAUGAAGACGAUGAUUAUGCAGCUGCGCCGAGACCCACCGAGAGUAAAAGACUGUCCUCGUACUCCAUAGACGAGAUCCUCAGAAAGCCAUCUGAUGGCAGAAAUCGAAGCGUAUCAUCUGCGCCGUCAGGCGAUGCCAAAUCCUCUGAAGUUGACGCAGAAGUCACGUCAUCCGUCGAUAAUGAAAACAGCGGCUCCUCUGAGCGCGGGACUACAGAGCAGACCUCCACCGCUGCCCCAUUUCAACCCCAGGCGGCAGCACUUACCCUCUGGGCCGGCUCUGGAUUUGCUUCUUUCCCUCUUACAAGAUUCACCCCCAUUGUGACGUCGUUUCCGUGUUCAUAUUUUCCAACGAUAUAUCCUGCCCAGCAGAUGACGUCCCCCAUUGACGCGGAUUCAGCCACCCCAUCAUCUCCAGACCCGGCAGGAAAACCAAGCUCACUGUUGUCUCCGUUGAAGACUAUUUAGUGUCGUACAAGGGUAUAUUGAAGAUAAUUGUAAGAAGCGUUUGUGUGAAAAAUGUAAGGUAUAAAUGUGUCAGUGGCUUACUCAUAUGUCGGUGUACACGACCAAUCCAACGUACCAGUAGAAUUAACUUAAUUAGAUACCAGUAUGACAGUUUCCCGUAAACAACCACUAAUUACAAAAGUAAUGAUGCGAUCGAUGCAAAAGUGGUAUUUAAAAUCCUUCCUUGACUACCAUGCUGUGGAAGUAUAGAGAUACCAGUGCAGAAAGAAUCAUGAGAAGGAGCGCGAUCGGGAAGCACCAUCAGUAUAAGGUCCACCAACGUUAUACCAGUGGAGUGGAGCAACUUACGAAGACAUUGCCCUGUAUAUGCAGUUAGCAGUCGUUGGAGAUUCGAAAUGCCAUCCCUCCCAGGCUAUCCCCAUAAUAAAGCAAUGUCUUGUAGAGUGUCGGAUUCCUAUGUGAUACGCCGACGUUUCCAAUACAAGUACAAGUCAGUACAGCUUCCUACCACAGCCUGAAUGGCCCACAUCCACUGAUAUGAACAAUUGCGAUAUGUCACGAUAGUAUUUUGUCUCAUCAAAGUGAAUUACCAAAGCAAGAAUACCGCAAUGCCGUUCAUUAUGAGAACACGAGCAUGACCUUUGUCGUAGU